GGAUUUUUUGUGUCUUUCUAAUUCCAAUCAUCACACAUGCAAUUGAUAGUUCAAAUGAUGACAUGGACUAUGAAAUCAAGAAAGGCAAUUGUACCUGUGAAGAAGAAGUUUAUGAGGCAACUAUCGAACAUGGAAUCAUCAAAUCACCUCACUACCCGAAUUCACAAAGUUGCGAUGGAAGAUGUGUCUACAUUAUACUUCCACAUCCCAACAAAACCGUUUCUCUUUACACAUCGUCGUUUGAAAUCUCCAGUCGGGCAAGUCUCAUCGUUUACAGUCUGCUCGAGGAAAAUGGUGAAAGAAUUCGUAUUCCGCAUGCAAAAAUUCGCCGACCGGAAAACUAUUUCUACUCUUUUAGUGAAAUGUCGUUCCCGAGCUUUGUUUCGGCAAAAAAUGCUGGGUUUGAAGUGCAUUUUAUAAGUCACAGAAUGACUCAUUUUACCAGCUUCAAAAUUUCGUUUGAUCGAAACUACGAAUAUGACGAAGUUUGCGGUUAUCCUAUUGUAGACAUAGGAAUGGAUGAGACCCUGGUGCAACUUGACCAUGCGUUUCGAGCAGCUUCAGGUUGUGUCUUCAUGCUGCGUCCAAAAUACCCAGAUCUUGACGAAGAAGAUGAAAUGGUUAUAAACAUAGGCUACAGCAUAGAAACUAUUGCUUCCAUAAGAACACGCGAUGAGAAUGGAAAACUUACAUUUGGACAGCUAACUAGUGGGCCCCGUUCGGUAGUGACAAGUGCUCAUUUUGUUCAAAUUAUUUCCCACAAAACAGAGAGGACAAAUGGACUGUACAAAAUGGAGAAGAUCACAGCAAAAAUAAUCAAAAGAGGAUGUGACUGUGGCGCGGGCGAAUUUCUCAUUGGUAAUAACAAUCAAACAUCUGUUUCAAUACAUUCACCCGGCUGGCCAGACUUGUAUUGCCCACAACGAAACUGCAAGUACUCCAUUAAACCCUUCAAUUCUGGGGUUGAUAAUGACAAAAUGGCAAUUUUUGAAGUUCACGUUAAAGCGAUUAUUGGUACUGGUGAUAGUUUCACCAUUGCUCAUUCGGAUGAACUUAUCAGAUCUGUAGCGUACAAAGAGGUUGCUGAGCAUUAUGAUACAACGUUUGUUGUUAAACAACAAACUCUCUUAAUAUCCUAUCAGUCCGAGGAUAAAUACUAUCGGCGAUUUUUUGAAGUAAAUGUGACUCAGAAAAUGAUAGAUCCCGAUUGUUCCUGUAACUUUUUCAAUGAUAAGACUUUUAGCAGUGAGGGAAAAAUGUUGAACCUCUCUUUCCCAGCACAUUGUGCCUAUAUUUAUUGUCACUUCCAAUUCAAGGAUUCCCGUUCUUAUUCUCCUGGAUCUGUUCUCGAUUUUCAACUAAAGGGAGCUGUGGAAGGGGACAAAGUGAUUAUUAAAGAUGCACGUCAUGAGGAAACAUACCAGAGCACUCAACUCAAUCGUAUGAAUCGUUAUGAUGUAUUCAAGGAAUCUGAAUUUACAUUCUAUAGGAAACAUUUACCGUCGGAGGGAAAUGUAGAGGUAUUUGUCAACUGGACAUUGACUAAAUCUGGAGGAUCUUGUUUAUCGCUAAUGAAACUUUCGGUUGAUGUUGACAAACCGUUGAUUAUUAUAAGUCCAAGAUAUCCAAGUGAAUAUGCAAACAACGAGAAGUGUAAAUUUUUAAUUCUUGCGCCUGAUCAUUGUCGUUUAACUUUGAGUAUUGAUGAGAUCAGCUUGGAGAAUUUUCAUGAUUUCGUUUUCAUAUACGAUGGGAAUAGCACCGAUGGAAAAUUGAUUAAGAGAUAUACCUCUCAUAUAACCCACGAGGUCCUGAAUAUCUCAUCGUCUUCUGUUCUCAUAAUGUUUCAAACCGAUCAGAGUAUUAGUGACCGAGGAUUUCAUAUCACAGCAACUGCCCAUUAUCUACGAGACUUAUAUGAUGGAGAUAAUUCACUCACAUAUGCACUCAUUGCUCUUGCCCUCGUUUUCAUUAUUGCAAUUUUGCUGGUGAUAUAUGUCUACGAAAAGUACCUUGCGAAAGAUGCUCCUCGCAUUGCAAUUGCACACGGGGCAGGUGGUGGAGAUAAUUUUGAAGCGGCAAGGGACGAAAGAAAUUUGGGAAGAGAUCAUACUGCACUCUAAUUUUGAAAACAUUUUUGGUAAAUUGCAAAUAACUUGUACUACAAAU
This is a messenger RNA of Caenorhabditis elegans, 2169 nucleotides long. It is a transcript of the gene F16B12.1, whose product is annotated as CUB domain-containing protein. Bases 63 to 2123 code for a protein of 686 amino acids. NCBI's taxonomy places the organism in Eukaryota, Metazoa, Nematoda, Chromadorea, Rhabditida, Rhabditidae. The record is from RefSeq and is marked reviewed. The transcript is spliced from 15 exons.